AUGACAACUUGCUUUACACCAAAUAAUUGUUUUGAAACAGUAGUUUCUCAACAUCGAGGAAUAGUUAGUGGAAUACCAGGAAGAAGAGCAAUUACAUCACAACAUUCAAGAACAAUUAAUGAAGCAAAUAUAGUAGAAUUAAUUAUAGAAAAUACACAAGGAGGAAAAAUUUAUGAUAUUAUUGAAAUAUUAUUAAAAAUAUUUGAAACAACACCAAAUCAAUUAAAUAAAGAAAAUUAUAUUUUUGAAGAAAGUAUUCAAUUAGUUGGAUUAAUUGAAAAAUAUGUAAAUUAUUUUUAUAAUGAAAAUACAUCAAAUAGUGUUGAAAUUAUAAUAAGAUUAAAUUAUUUAAUUAUUUGUAUGUUAGAAGAUCUAAUUCAUUUUAUAGAAAUAAUUAUGGAUUGUUAUACAUAUCAUAAUUGGAAUAAUUGUUAUUCUUUAUCACUAAGUCUUCUUGGAUUAAAGUCAUUAAUUAUACCAUUAAUUCAUAUAGAAAAUGUUUUAGACUCAUUAACUUCUCUUCAAUUUAAUUUUCCACUUCAACAUAGAAAAAAUAAUAAUUUAUCUGUUCCAACUCAUCCAACAACUUCAGUUAUUAAUUCUUCUAUUAAUUUUAUUCCAUCAACUAGUUUAACUCCUCAAAAAGAAUUUUUUAAACCAAAAUUUAAUAGAGUCCAAUCAGAAUGUUUAACUAAAUCAACACAUUCAAAUACAAUUCUUAUUGAAGAUAUUAUUUCUCAAUAUAAAAUUCUUAAUACAAUUUGUAUUGAAAAACCUUCUGAUUGGAAAAAUUCAUUAGAAACUUGUAAAAAAACUUUAGAAGGAAAACUUAUUCUAAAUGGAAUGUCUAAAUAUCAAAAGAGUUAUGAUGAUUAUUCAAUUAAAAUGUCUAAAAUUGCACAUAUUUAUUAUUGUGGUUAUUGUUCUAAUCCAGAAUAUUAUUCAAGGUCUUAUUCUUGGUUACCUUUACUUUAUGGUUUAACUAAAGAAGAUUUUUUUGGUGCAUUAAUUCAUUUAAUAAAAGAAGAUAAUAAACGUUUAUUAAGUGUUGGAUUUCUUUUAGAACAUUGGCGUAAAGUUCCAAGAGCAUUUGAAAGUAAAUUUAUGAAUAUGAUGUAUAAAAUUUUUAUUAAUAUCGAAAAAAUACAUAAACGUAGUAAUUCAACUACUUCUUUAGUUCUUUCAAUGAAAGAAGAAUAUGAAUUACCUAUCUUUAAAAGAUGUAUUUGGAGAUAUCCACCACAAUAUUUUUAUAUAUUAUUAAAUCCUAGAUUUGUUGCACAAAAAUUAACUGAAGCACAUGUUGGUAUUUUUACUAAAUGUCCACCUCGUGCAAUUUUUUAUUCAAAACAAAUGAGAAGAGCUGGAAUUGGAGCAACUGAUUUAAAAAAGAAAGUUGAUAUUUUGGCAUAUUGGGUCUCUCAAUCAUUAUAUGAAAGCGUUCAAAACCCAUUAUUAAAUAAAGAAUUUCAUGAAUAUUUCAUUGAAAUAAUUUCACAAUUGUAUUGGUUACGACAUAAUCUCCUUGCAACUUUGGGACUUUCUAUUGGGUUUUCUUCUUUUAGACUAAAUAAAUUCGAGAAACCAAUACUUCGUAAUGAUAUGACUAAACUUAGAAAUUGGGUUAAUGAAUUGACUGACCCAAAAGAUGGAUCAUAUCCUAAUUUAAUUACUGCAAUGAAAGAAUUAGGAAAUCCAUGUAUUCCUUAUUUUGGUAGUUUCCAAAAUAUUUUUGAAAAAGUAUUAAGUGCUGACAUUCAAGAUGUUGGUGUAUUGUAUUUAAAUAUUGGUAAAGCUACUGAAGAAACACGUAGAAAUAGAAUUAAAUGGAGUGAUCUUAUUUAUGAAGAUUCAACAUAUGUUAAUAGUGCAUUUGAAAUAUCAUUUAAUGAAUGGUGUGAAACUCCAUGGAGUGAUAGUAAAUUAUUUGAUUCUAUGGUAAAGUCAACUAAGUUUAGAGUACUUCAUAAGAAUCAAGAUAUUCCAAGAAGAAAAAAAUGUAUCAUCAAUUUGAAAAAAACAAAGAAUGGAUUUAUGGUUCAACCAACAAGUAUUUGUCGAUAUACAAAAUAUUCUCCUCUUCUUUAG
Entamoeba histolytica HM-1:IMSS is the source of this 2088-nucleotide messenger RNA. RefSeq lists its product as uncharacterized. The transcript has a single exon. The record is from RefSeq and is a predicted model, not a curated record. Bases 1 to 2088 code for a protein of 695 amino acids. Gene Ontology annotation, biological process: small GTPase-mediated signal transduction. NCBI's taxonomy places the organism in Eukaryota, Evosea, Mastigamoebida, Endamoebidae. Gene Ontology annotation, molecular function: guanyl-nucleotide exchange factor activity.